This is a messenger RNA of Hordeum vulgare subsp. vulgare (domesticated barley), 750 nucleotides long. RefSeq names its product heavy metal-associated isoprenylated plant protein 39-like. The record is from RefSeq and is a predicted model, not a curated record. Bases 3 to 539 code for a protein of 178 amino acids. Gene Ontology annotation, molecular function: metal ion binding. The transcript has 3 exons. NCBI's taxonomy places the organism in Eukaryota, Viridiplantae, Streptophyta, Magnoliopsida, Poales, Poaceae.
GGAUGAAUCCGUCGGCUCUGUCUCCCAAAUUAUACCGACCUUUCUGCCUUGCCCAUCGCCGAUCAAGACGAAGCGCCGCACGCCGGUUCCCUUGGCUCACACCCGCCAACGUUCGUCAGUCGGUCAGUGCCGGCCGGGUCGGGUCCAUGGCGGAGAAGAAGGUCGUGGUGAAGCUGGACCUGCACGACGACAGGCACAAGCAGAAGGCCAUCCAGGUCGUCUCCGGUCUCCACGGAAUAGACGACAUCGCGGUGGACAUGAAGGACCAGAAGAUGACGGUGAUCGGCACCGUCGACCCCGUCCACCUCGUCGAAAGGCUGCGCAGCAAGUUCUUCGCCACGGCGCAGAUGGUCUCCGUCGGCCCGGCCAAGGAGGAGAAGAAGGACGCCGCCAAGAAAGAAGACGAAAAGAAGGAGGCCGACAAGAAGGACCCGGACAAGCCGCCGGCGUGCCCGCCGUACUGCUGGUAUGGGCUGCCGCCGCCGUACCACUGCCCCUGCAGCGCCGAGGAGGACCCCAACUCGUGCGUCAUCUGCUAAAAUCAGCGCGCGCCGCCGAUUCCCUCCUCUGUAUAUUUUGUAGCUGGCCGUGUGCUGCGCUGCCGAUCGAUCAUGCCUUCGACGGUGAUCGACGGCGCACGCUAUACAUAAGGUCAUGUAUCCGGUUAGUCCCUUACCCGGCAGGUGUGCAUCGGCUGCGUUUAUAAAGUGCAGAUAUGGAAUGGAAUCAGAGUGUGGAGAAAAGAUCAAA